Messenger RNA from Carassius auratus (goldfish), 2301 nucleotides. It is a transcript of the gene slc3a1, whose product is annotated as solute carrier family 3 member 1. The record is from RefSeq and is a predicted model, not a curated record. Gene Ontology annotation, biological process: carbohydrate metabolic process; amino acid transport. Bases 1 to 2040 code for a protein of 679 amino acids. The transcript is spliced from 10 exons. NCBI's taxonomy places the organism in Eukaryota, Metazoa, Chordata, Actinopteri, Cypriniformes, Cyprinidae.
AUGAGUCCAACCAAAAUCACCAACAUCGACACGGUGGAGCUGCAAGAAGGCAUCCAGAACGCAGCCUUUCAUGGGGAUGAUGAUGAUAUAUCUGAUGCCUCAAACUCUGGAGAGCAGCAGGCCACCAGCGUGUCCGUCACCAGGCCGGAGGAGAACGAGUACACUCAGAUCAAGCCGUACGCUGGGAUGCCCAAAGAGGUCCUAAUGUUAUACUCCAGGAAAGCCUGCUACCGCGUACCUCGAGAGAUUAUUUUCUGGCUGAUCAUCGCAUGCACCCUGGCCCUUAUUGCCAUGACCAUUACAGUCGUGGCGCUGUCACCUCGAUGCAUGAGCUGGUGGCAGCUGUCUCCGGUCUAUCAGGUCUAUCCACGAUCAUUCAAAGAUUCAAAUGCUGAUGGUGUUGGAGAUCUCAAAGGAAUCGAGGAGAAACUGAGUCAUUUUGAGUACCUGAACAUUAAAGCAAUCUGGAUCAGCCCUUUCUACAAGUCUCCUAUGAGGGACUUUGGAUAUGACGUGGAGGACUUCAGGCAGAUCGAUCCCAUCUUUGGAACCAUGGAGGACUUUGACGAGCUCCUGGCAAGCAUGCAUGACAAAGGUCUGAAGCUGAUCAUGGACUACAUCCCAAACCACACCAGCGACAAACACAUUUGGUUCCAACUUAGCCGUAAUGGUACAGAGCCCUAUAAAGACUACUACAUCUGGGCUAACUGCACACAAGACAAACCUCCAAACAAUUGGGUGAGUGUCUUCGGGAAUUCCUCCUGGGAGUAUGAUGAGGUGCGACAACAGUGCUAUUUCCAUCAGUUCCUCAAGGAACAGCCUGACCUGAACUACCGUAACCCUCGAGUCAUAGAGGAGAUGACGGACAUAAUCCAUUUCUGGCUGAAGAAGGGGGUGGAUGGGUUCCGCAUGGACGCUGUGAAACACAUGCUUGAGGCCACACAUUUGAGAAAUGAACCCCAGGUCGACCCUGACCAAGAUCCAUCGACUGUGGACACAGAGUUUGAGCUGUACCAUGACUACACCUACACACAGCAGGGCUUACAUGAGAUCCUCACAAACUGGAGGAUAGAGCUGGACGCCUACAGCAGAGAGCCCGGCCGCUACAGGUUCAUGGUGAUAGAGUGUUAUGAUUAUGAAGAAAUAGAUAAAACCAUGAGGUACUAUGGCACAAGCUAUGUCACUGAAAGCGACUUCCCCUUUAACUUCUAUCUCCUGUACCUUCCUGAUGAUCUGUCAGGAAAUCAAGCCAAACGCUUGGUUCAUUUAUGGAUGUCAAACAUGCCGGAGGGAAAAUGGCCAAACUGGGUGGUAGGAAACCAUGACAAGCCACGUAUAGGCUCAAGUGCUGGUAAAGAAUAUAUACGUGCUAUUAACAUGAUGUUGUUAACGCUGCCUGGAACUCCCACAACAUACUAUGGAGAAGAGAUCGGCAUGGUGAACGUAAAUGUAUCAGUAAUUCAGGAUCCUUUUGGACAGCAUGAUCCAAGCAACAGUCGGGAUCCGCAACGAACACCAAUGCAGUGGGAUGAUAAGCUCAAUGCUGGUUUUAGUGACAGUGAAAAUGGCACAUGGCUAGACAUUGCUCCAGACUACAGCUCUGUCAACGUGGAGCUUCAGCAGGCUGAUACACACUCCACCAUUUCACAGUAUCGUGCUCUGAGUUUGCUCCGAGGUGCUGAGUUGGCACUGUCCCGAGGCUGGUUCUGCUUCGUCUGGAGCGAUGUCAACAUAUUUGCUUAUUUGCGUGAGAUGGAUGGGCUCAACAAAGCCUUCCUGGUGGUUCUAAACUUCGGCAAGGAUACUACAACAGACUUGUCUUCAGUUACUGAGUUGCCAGAUACUCUUACUGUGCAUUUAAGCACAGUGCCAAUAAGUCAAAAGAUUUUCCCUAAAUCCGGAAUUCCAACAUCUCAAGGGCAAGGACUGCUCCUGGAAUAUUCCACCAAUCAGCGCUUUCACCCAAACCAUGCAUCCGAGUGCUAUGUUUCUGAGAAAGCCUGCUACUUGCCUGCACUAGAUAUUCUGUACAAGUGUUGAAGAUAAAGCGACACGGUGACAAACGCUAAAGGCUAUCUAUUCCUUGUUUUAUUUUGGUAUUAGUCCCGCCCACUUUGAAAUCUCAUUGGUCCAAAAUCUCACUCCAUAUUUUUGUGAUGGUGUAUAUCGUUUGUGUUCAGUGUGAACCGGCAAGUUGCCUGGCGAUGCAAUCUGUUUUUGUCUGAUUAACAUUUCAUUCAAAAGGAACUAGUAUCUAUGUAACAAAAUAGACGUUUGGUUAAUAAGAAAAAUCUGAAAAAC